AUCUUUCAUGUUUUCUCAGGAAAAUACUCACAUUUUCCAUAAGAAUCCGGUUGUUGUAGAACUGGAGCUUUUUGUAACAGCAUAGAAAGCCAUUUUUUUAAAUGAUCAAGCUCCUUCAUUUUUAAUUACUGAAAAUGAGCGACGACAGCAAAACUUUCUCACUAUUUGUCAAAGUGAGCUUACCACCUGGACUGGAGCAAUGUCUGGAGGACUUCACCUCAGAGGUUUUGAAGAGAAAACCGAUCAACUUGAAAAUAUUUGCCCAACAGCACUUUGACCAACGAGUUCGGGACACUGGAGAUGAAAAUAAAGAAAAUUCUGAAAUGGAGGAGCAAAAUAAUGAUGAUGAAGAGAAUACAGUCGAUGAUGCCAAAAAUGAUGAGGAUGCUGAGGCCAAAUCAAUGAAAGCCGCAGAAGAGGAGUCAGCCGAUCAAGAAGAAAAUCCUGAAACAGAAGCAGCUGAACAAGAGUUUCCAGGGAAAGACUUAGCAGAUGAAGACGAAUAUCUGCAAGGCAUUGUUAAUUUGUUUGUUGAACAGAAUGAUUUAGCAGAAAAAGGAGCAGAUCAAGAAGAAAAUCUCGAAACUGAAGCAGCUGAAGAAGAAUUUCCAGAUUCUGGAGAAUUAUUAGACGGAGACGAAUAUCUGCAAGGCAUUGAUACAUUAUUUUUUGAAGAAAAUCUAGCUGAAAAAGGAUAUGACGAAGAAGCUGCUGGUCUUGGUGAAAAUGCCAAAUCAGAUAAAACCUCAUUAAUCCACCAACAACCCUCCAAUGAAACACCAAUAGUUGAAAAGGAGCUCACAACUAAAGAGGCUGCUGAUACUGAAGAUGAACUAGUGUCCAACAAAGAACCUCCAGCUGGGGAAGAUGCAACAGAUGAAGAAAAUGCAGCCACAGAAGAAGAUGCAGAAAUACACGAAGAUUCGGAAGAAGAAAGAGCUCAUGGAGACAAGGAGCCACAAGCUGUGAGAUCAGCAUCCCCAAGUGAUAACUCUAGCAAACAAAAAGAUGAUGCAAGAGUAAGAACACUCAAUGAGCUUGAGCCUACAGACCAUGAUCCUCAAACAGAAGCAGAUUUUUCAUCCCACAAAGACAAUACUGUUCUAAAUACUCCACGAACUCAAGAAGAACCAGAAGAUGCAACCGUUUUAGACGCUGAAGAAGAACAGGAAGACAGUGAUGAGGAGGCAUUAAGUGAUUAUGAGGAAAUUGAUGAUGAUGAGCCACCCAAAAGAAAGAAGAAACACAAGAAAAAGAAAAAGAAAUGGAGUCAUAAGGUUUAGAAGUAAAAUCAGAUAUUCGACAAAUUUCAGAAUUAAUGGAUCAUCUGUAUGAGGAAAUACAGUACGACAAAGAAGCAGCAGUUUAUUAAGUCGAGGAAGAUAAGUUGCAUGAAGAGUUAGAUCAAAAGAAGAGGAAGAAAAAAAAAAGCGGAGAAAGAGCGUGGAAGAAGAAGUCAAGAAAAAAAACCGCUGACAAACAAAUGGCUGCAGAGGAAUAAGCAGUAAAUGACAAAAAGUUACAAAUAGAUGAGGACACAACCAGAAAUGUGCCUUUCAAAUUCAGAAGAGGGACAAAUGACAGGAUACUCUGCCAAGAAUGAACAAAUUUCAAUUUUCUUCGUAAAGAAUGUGCCACCAAAAGGUCUGAGCUGUUUCUGGGCGCAUUUGAAAUGAAAAUACUCCAGAUUUUUAAUGAUGAGUAUAGAAAAUUCUCAAUUGUGCAGUUGAACAUCUUUGAGUCGAAUUGCAGGGGAACAGAAAAAAAAUUUGACUUAGGAAUGUUCUGAGUUAUAGAGGUUCCAAGUUAGGGAACCAAGCAUUUUUGUUGUGAGAAACAUGGAAGAAUUUAAAGAAAUUGUAAAUAGUGAUAUUCUGGGCAUUUAACUGCUUCUUAAAUGAGUUGACAGGAUGCUGAACUUCAAGUCAGCAAUCUAUUUUUCCGAUUAGUCAUUCACUUCUUUUCAAAGCACAUCAUUACUUUUUUAUUGCUUUUAUCUUUUGGACAAGAAAAUAAUAGGCAAGAGGUCUCAGAAAAUUUGAGUUGGAGAGGUUUUGGAAAAUUAGCUCUUGAGUUAGAGAGGUUUUUAAUGCAUUGUUUUGAAGGGAAUUCAGACAGGUCUUCAGAUAAAAAAACAACUUGGGCUGAUAUUCAGCUUAUAGGGAGG
Molecule: messenger RNA, 2167 nt
Organism: Notodromas monacha
Lineage: Eukaryota; Metazoa; Arthropoda; Ostracoda; Podocopida; Cyprididae
Source: the annotation of a GenBank genome assembly